This is a messenger RNA of Pararge aegeria (speckled wood butterfly), 2171 nucleotides long. RefSeq names its product zinc finger protein Elbow (gene elB). Gene Ontology annotation, biological process: negative regulation of DNA-templated transcription. The transcript is spliced from 2 exons. Bases 194 to 1438 code for a protein of 414 amino acids. Gene Ontology annotation, cellular component: nucleus. The record is from RefSeq and is a predicted model, not a curated record. Lineage: Eukaryota; Metazoa; Arthropoda; Insecta; Lepidoptera; Nymphalidae.
GUGACAACGUGUCAGAGAGGGGGGGCGCGUCAGAAACAAGCUCAGUUCAACGCCAACCAUCGUGGGUGUUGCACGUGUGUUACCCCGCGCCCGUGUCUGUGACUUGUGAGUGAUGUGCUGACAGGCUGGAUCGUGAAGUGUUGUGUGACUAAAAGUUUUUAAGCUGGAGAAGGAUACACUGUUGUGGAGCAAUAUGCUCACGUCCAGCAAUCAGUAUCUGCGACCGGAUUACCUGUCGCCUUUACCUACCACGCUCGACGCGAAGAAAAGCCCCCUGGCACUCCUGGCGCAGACCUGCAGCGCGAUCGGCGCCGACACGCCUAACCCGAAACUCAUCUCCGCCGCGGAGAAGGCCAGCAAGAAAUACGACGAUAAACCUAUUCAUAUGGACAACAAACCGAGCUUUAAGCCUUACGAGUCGUGCCUGACGAGAGAAAAGACUAGAACGCCUGAAGAUAGAGCUUCGUCCGUGAAUGCGCACUCCAAAACACCUUCGUCGAAAGGAAGUGCUUCGACGACACCGGUCCAGGCGCGAUGUAAUAGCAACCAAAGUUCAUCUUCUCAGAGGACACCCCCACCGACGCAACGUAAAUCACCGUCGGAAAAAUCGGACGAAAGAUCCAGCCCUCUACACUCACCCGCUCAAGCCAAAUCGUCAGAUUCUUCUAGUUCAGCGUCCAAGUUACCAUACCCACCAAGUUCAUUAUCAUCAUCUAUAGAUACCAAAGAAUCGUCCAGUUAUAAGCAUAACGUACCUGUUUCUUCGUCAGCAUUUCUCGGAGGGUUGCCUCCUACUGGAUUUCCGCUACCUAUGGAUUUAAUGACAAGCAGUCUUAUGGCAGCGCAACAUCAUGCGUUGAAAAACGGACUUAAUCCGUAUCUUGCGUACGCAAGAAUGAAAGCUCCGGGAAGUGAUUUAGGUAUCUGUAGAGACCCUUACUGCACUGGAUGCUCUUUAAGUUCGCACUUGCUCAAAUCAGCAGUGUGCCCUGCUGGCUGUUCUCAGUGUGACCACGCAAAGACGCCUUUUCAUUUACCGGCUGGUCACCCUGCUGCGGCUGCGUACGCCCACGCUCAACUGGCUGCUUUGGCCGCCGCAUCACAACUGCCUUUUGUAUGCAGUUGGAUGGCUGGUGACUCUGCUUAUUGCGGGAAGAGAUUCGGAACAUCGGAGGAAUUACUACAGCAUUUAAGAUCGCAUACUGCAAGUGGUGAAUCGAGUCCUAGCUUAUCAAUGUUGAGUGCAACUCAUCCGCUCCUUCAGAGGACGUAUCCUACUCCACCACUGUCGCCAUUGACGCCUCGUUUCCAUCCAUACAGCAAGCCUUCUCACAUGAUGUCAUCACCUCCUUUGCCAUUCCACCUAGCACCUCACCCAUCGCUAGCGGCGUACUUCCCUUCGUAUCCGUUGUUCGGACCGCGGCCCCUGCACCCUUGAGGACCGUCGGCGCUCCACGCUCACAAGAAAGGGGGCGCCGACCACUAACGCCCAUGCAACAGGACAUUCGGAACUGAAGAAAGUGUAAAUAUAAGUUAGUGUUCUUCAUGUUUCUAGUCGGCUCAUAUCAACGACGGACUUGAACCCCAGCGGGGUGCGACAGCUGUGAUCUCUAACUUGUAAUAUUCGUAGCGUUAUUUGCACCGCAUCGGGAAUGCUAUCGCUUCGUCCCGCGACUGCGGCUUUUAUUUUCUAGUUAGAUUAACUGAAUUUUUAUGUACCAAAUCUAUAGUAAUUUAAUUUAAUUAGUUUUCUAACUUAAGUUGUUGCAAUUAAUUAGUGAGGAUUGUUAAUUGUGUUUGUAUUUUUUUUUUAUUAAUCGACUGUAUAUUUUUAAUAUUCACUCUGCAAAAUAUUAAACAUAUCUUUGAAGUAAUGGUAUCCGCUAAAAAUUGCCUUGAAUUUAAAUUGAGUAUAAUAAUUCAUAUACUCGUAUUUACUAAAGUGAUAAAAUCUUGAUUGUUCAAACUCAUUUUGAAUUCAGAAUUUUAACAUAAAAGCUUCAGCAAAGUAGCACUGGUCUGCUGGAAAUGUUAAUAAGAUAAAAGUAUCAUCGUUAAAUGUAAAUUUUAAACAGAAAAUUGGAUUAAAUUGAGUGUAGUAGAAUAUAAAUCACUGUAAUAGCUGCAAUGAGUACCUAUCUGUUAACAAAAAAAUGUUGUUAUAAAGUGCA